GAGUAAAUUAAAUACGUGUAUAUAAAGAUUCGAAGUGCUCUUCACGCGUUUUUUUAGUAUGAAAUUAAAACACAAACGAAGGAAGAGCGAUUAACUCCACAAACACAAACCAUAAUGUCAAAACGCAACGCGCCGUUUCAAGCACCGCCUAGACCGCUAGUAAAACAACAUUCAUGGUCACCGGACGCGGAUCGAGAAGAAGCUUGGCUUCGAAAGAAGGGGAAGCAAUCAUUGGGCCGACUCGGUCGGAGUAAGAGCGUGACGGACGAAGAUCUAGAAGAGCUCAAGGGAUGCAUCGAGCUUGGAUUUGGAUUCGAGCCGGAUUCGCCUGAUUUAGAUCCGAGGCUCUCGGAAACUCUUCCAGCUCUUGGUUUAUACUGCGCCGUCAAUAAACAGUAUAGUAGCAGAUUGUCACGGACUUCGUCUCUUUCGUCGAUCGCAUCGGAAGGUGAAAACAGCAAUUCCAGCACGACGAUCGUUGAUCAAGGUGAUGAUCCGGAGACGAUGAAGCUGAGGUUGAAGCAAUGGGCUCAGGUGGUUGCUUGUUCGGUGAAGCAAUUCUCCGGCGAACCGAAUUGAUGUUUGAAUCAUGAUGAUUAAGGAUAAUAAUCCCUUUAAUUUUUUUAUAAUUACCUCUUGAGAAAUUAUUGUUUGUUCUGAUGUGAUGUACAGAGGAAUGACAGUUUUGUAAAAUAGAUGCGAAUUUAGAAUAUUCAAAUUUUGAAUCUAAUGGUUAACCAAACAAAAAUAUUAUAAUUUCAUUCUUCU
Messenger RNA from Arabidopsis thaliana (thale cress), 768 nucleotides. Its product is annotated as membrane insertase, putative (DUF1685). The record is from RefSeq and is marked reviewed. Lineage: Eukaryota; Viridiplantae; Streptophyta; Magnoliopsida; Brassicales; Brassicaceae. Bases 115 to 579 code for a protein of 154 amino acids. The transcript is spliced from 2 exons.